Messenger RNA from Aspergillus terreus NIH2624, 855 nucleotides. RefSeq names its product HEAT repeat domain-containing protein. Lineage: Eukaryota; Fungi; Ascomycota; Eurotiomycetes; Eurotiales; Aspergillaceae. The transcript has 2 exons. The record is from RefSeq and is a predicted model, not a curated record. Bases 1 to 855 code for a protein of 284 amino acids.
AUGGCGCGACUUGACAACCAGGAUCCGGUGAUUAAAAAGACUGCUAUUUACGCCCUAGAUGGCCAGUCGAAUUUACGGGAAGAGACACUCAAGCAGAUAACGGUUCGACUCGAGGAUGAAUAUCCGGGCGUCAGGAUGGCAGCCAUUGACGUCCUGUCGAGCCCAUCGAGCUUGGAGGAAGUGACCCUCAACCAGAUAGCUGCGCGCCUUGAAGGACCAAGAUCAUGUGCUUCUCUACUCGAUAAUCCAGAUUGGGUUGUUAGGAGGGCAGCCAUUGAGGCUUUAGAGCGCCAGUCAAACUUGCCGGACGUAAGACUUAACCAGAUAGCUGCACGGCUUGGGGAUCAAGAUUCGGAUAUCAGAAGGGCUGCCACUGACGCCCUGAGCAGCCGUUCGAACUUGCCAGAAGUAAUACUCAACCAGAUAGCUGCGCUGCUCGAGGAUCAAGAUCUAGACGUCAAAACGGCUUCUAUGGACACCCUCGGGAGCAAGCCGAACUUGCCGGAAGGGGUCCUGAAUCAAAUAGCGAGGCAGCUCAAAGGUCACGGCCUAUUCGCAGUCGACCGGGUGGCACCUAUGAUAAUGGAACACCAUAAAUUCCAUUUCGUUUGCCUGGUCGGAGGCCAUGCACAAGGACUACUUCCCCUUCUACUGAAGCAAAGUUUUAACAACCAUUUAGCUUGGUAUAUCCAGGACGGCAAGUCUUAUCUUCAAACAGAUAAUCGUCUCGGUUGUGUGGAAUUAUUACAUGGAGAAUCCAAUUUAGAGGUGGCUUUACAGCGGGCGCGAGAGCACGCUGCCAUUCCUGCCGUGGGGGCGUCGCUUGAAGCUGAACUGGGAUACUCGGCCGCCUGA